Messenger RNA from Erigeron canadensis, 3198 nucleotides. RefSeq names its product chaperone protein ClpB1. Gene Ontology annotation, biological process: cellular response to heat. The record is from RefSeq and is a predicted model, not a curated record. Gene Ontology annotation, cellular component: cytoplasm. The coding region runs from base 269 to 3007 and encodes 912 amino acids. Lineage: Eukaryota; Viridiplantae; Streptophyta; Magnoliopsida; Asterales; Asteraceae. Gene Ontology annotation, molecular function: ATP hydrolysis activity; ATP binding. The transcript is spliced from 6 exons.
GAGUCGAAACGUCUAAGGUUUUCUGGUAGUUUCCAGAAAAGCCAAUUGCUGGGUGGUUUCAUUCAUUCCAGACGUCUCUCGCUACUUUCGCCAUCUGUAUUAUAUAUACAGACAUUUCAUCUUCCCCCCAUCUCCUCAAUUCACACUUUAACAAACAAAACAAAAUUCUCUAUUUCCGUCGGUAAAUUCGCUCCAACAACAUAAUAAUAAAAAACAAUUUUUCAACUAACAACACAUCAAGGUUAUUGACAAGUAUUAUUAAUAGAACAUGAAUCCUGACAAAUUUACACACAAGACAAAUGAAGCAUUUGUCGCAAGUCACGAACUUGCUGUAAAUGCUGGACACGCACAGUUCACGCCUCUGCAUCUAGCAGUCGCUUUGAUCUCUGAUCCUAACGGCAUUUUUAAACAAGCGAUAAGCAAUGCGGGUGGUGAAGAAUCAGCUAAUUCGGCUGAAAGGGUGUUUAACCAAGCAUUAAAGAAACUCCCAUCACAAUCCCCUGCACCUGAUGAAGUUCCAGCUAGCACGUCUCUGACGAAAGCCAUUCGUCGUGCUCAGACGUUGCAGAAGAAACGCGGUGACACCCAUUUGGCGGUGGAUCAGUUGGUUUUGAGCUUGCUCGAGGAUUCGCAGAUUAGCGAUUUGUUAAAAGAAGCUGGGGUUGGUGCAUUGCGGGUUAAGAAUGAGGUUGAAAAGUUAAGAGGGAAAGAGGGGAAGAAAGUGGAAAGUGCUUCUGGAGAUACGAAUUUCCAAGCGCUUAAGACGUAUGGGCGUGAUCUUGUUGAGCAGGCAGGGAAGCUUGAUCCUGUGAUCGGGCGAGAUGAUGAGAUCAGGAGAGUGAUUAGGAUUUUAUCGAGACGAACUAAGAACAACCCUGUACUUAUUGGAGAGCCAGGUGUAGGGAAAACUGCGGUUGUUGAAGGAUUGGCUCAGAGGAUUUUGAGAGGUGAUGUACCCAGUAAUCUUGCUGAGGUAAGAGUCGUGGCGUUGGAUAUGGGGGCUUUAAUUGCUGGAGCCAAGUAUAGAGGGGAGUUUGAGGAAAGAUUGAAAGCGGUUUUGAAAGAAGUGGAAGAGGCCGAAGGGAAGGUGAUAUUGUUUAUUGAUGAGAUUCAUCUUGUUCUUGGGGCGGGUCGAACUGAAGGGUCAAUGGAUGCUGCAAAUCUUUUUAAGCCUAUGCUUGCUAGAGGUCAACUUAGGUGCAUUGGUGCAACUACUUUGGAAGAGUACAGGAAGUAUGUUGAGAAAGACGCUGCGUUUGAGAGGCGUUUUCAACAGGUUUUGGUGGCUGAACCUAGUGUUCCUGAUACUAUUAACAUUCUUAGAGGGUUGAAAGAAAGAUAUGAAGGUCACCAUGGUGUUCGGAUUCUUGAUCGUGCUCUUGUGGUUGCAGCUCAGCUUUCAAACCGAUACAUAACAGCUCGAUUCCUGCCCGAUAAGGCUAUUGACCUUAUGGAUGAAGCAUGUGCCAAUGUGAGGGUACAACUUGAUAGUCAGCCUGAGGAAAUUGAUAAUCUUGAGAGGAAGAAAAUGCAGUUAGAGGUUGAGCUUCAUGCCUUGGAGAAGGAAAAAGACAAGGCAAGCAAAGCUCGUGUUGUUGAAGUGAGUAAGGAGCUUGAAGAACUGAGAGAAAAACUCCAACCACUAAUGAUGAAGUACAGGAAGGAAAAAGAGCGAACAGAUGAAAUUCGCAGGUUGAAACAGAAAAGGGAGGAGCUUAUGGUGGCGCUACAAGAUGCAGAAAGAAGAGGUGAUAUUGUCAGAGCUGCAGACCUGAAAUAUGGUGCAUUUCAAGAAGUGGAGACUGCUAUUGCAAAGAUUGAAGGGACUGCAGAUGAAAAUGUGAUGUUGACCGAGACCGUGGGACCUGAACAGAUUGCUGAGGUUGUGAGCCGGUGGACUGGUAUACCGGUAACUAGACUAGGCACUAACGAGAAGGAGAGGCUUAUUGGGCUAGCUGAAAGGUUGCAUCGACGAGUGGUAGGCCAAGAUCAAGCAGUCUCUGCUGUGGCUGAGGCUGUUUUGAGAUCUCGAGCUGGUUUGGGAAGGGCUCAGCAGCCAACUGGUUCAUUCCUCUUCUUGGGUCCCACCGGUGUUGGGAAAACUGAGCUUGCUAAGGCUCUAGCAGAGCAGUUAUUUGACGAUGAGAAGCUAAUGAUUAGGAUUGAUAUGUCCGAGUACAUGGAGCAACACUCGGUGGCCAGACUAAUAGGUGCUCCACCUGGCUAUGUUGGUCAUGAAGAAGGUGGUCAGCUCACUGAAGCUGUGAGGAGAAGACCUUAUAGUGUUGUGCUGUUCGAUGAAGUGGAGAAAGCUCAUAAUUCUGUUUUUAACACACUGCUUCAAAUGCUUGAUGAUGGACGGUUGACAGACGGUCAAGGCCGUACUGUGGAUUUCACCAAUUCUGUUAUCAUUAUGACUUCCAACCUUGGAGCUGAACAUCUGUUACAGGGGUUGUCUGGGAAGAUGACAAUGGACAGUGCUCGUGCAAUGGUAAUGCAAGAGGUGAGGAGGCACUUCAAACCCGAGCUUCUGAACAGGCUUGAUGAGAUUGUGGUUUUUGAUCCGCUUUCUCAUGACCAGUUAAGGAAAGUUGCCAGGCUCCAGUUGAAAGAUGUGGCAGUCCGUCUUGCUGACAGGGGAGUUGCCUUGGGAGUUACAGAGGCGGCUUUGGAUGUUAUACUCCGUGAGAGUUAUGACCCGGUAUAUGGUGCACGGCCAAUUAGGAGAUGGCUGGAAAGAAGGGUGGUGACAGAGUUAUCAAAGAUGUUGAUUGCAGAAGAGAUUGAUGAAAAUUCAACAGUGUACAUUGAUGCUGACAUGAAUGGGGAAGAGUUGAGUUACCGGGUGGAGAGGAAUGCUGGACUUGUUAAUGCCGCGACCGGGCAGAAAUCAGAUAUACUGAUAGAAGUUCCUACUUCAAAUGGAGGGGUUCGUAGUGAUGCUGCACAAGCUGUGAAGAGGAUGAAGAUCGAGGAAGUGGAUGAUGAGGAUGAAAUGGCUGACUAAUCUGAAUCUCAGUAGUUUGCACAUCAAUUGUAUGUAGAAAUCUGAUGUGGAGACGUUUUUUUUUUUGGUGUCUAAUCUGAAAACAGUUUGUUUGUAUAGUUUUGAGAUUUGUAUGUGGCCUCUAAUGUUUUCUGAUGUACUGGUGAUGUUUUUAUCAAUGAAUGGGAGUUGCUGAAUCCCUUUUUAAGCAA